This is a messenger RNA of Spinacia oleracea (spinach), 1839 nucleotides long. RefSeq lists its product as uncharacterized. The transcript has 2 exons. The record is from RefSeq and is a predicted model, not a curated record. Gene Ontology annotation, biological process: DNA integration. Bases 1 to 1839 code for a protein of 612 amino acids. Gene Ontology annotation, molecular function: nucleic acid binding. NCBI's taxonomy places the organism in Eukaryota, Viridiplantae, Streptophyta, Magnoliopsida, Caryophyllales, Amaranthaceae.
AUGGCGUCUUCAUUGCGUGAUAUGGCUACGAAAUUCCAGAAGUUGGACAAGUUCGAGGGUGCGGUUUAUCGCCGUUGGCAAAAGAAAAUUCACUUUCUUUUGACAACAUUGAACGUGGUGUACGUGCUAACAACUCCUAUGCCAGAUCCUCCCGCCGAUGGAGAAGAAGAGACUUUAGAGAAUACCCGGCGUAGAACCAAGUGGGAUAACGAUGAUUACAUUUGUCGUGAGCACAUAUUGAAUGCGUUGGCUAACCCGUUGUUCGAUCUGUACCAAUAUGAGGAGAGUGCAAAGAAAUUUUGGGACAAACUUGAUUCCAAGUAUAUGGCCGAGGAUGCUUCAAGUAAGAAAUUUCUUGUUAGCAAUUUUAAUAAUUUUAAAAUGUCUAAUGAUAGACCUAUUAUGGAACAAUUUCAUGAAGUUCAACAUAUUUUGAGUCAAAUUAGAUUGCAUGGUAUGGUAAUGGAUGAGGCUAUAGCGGUAACAUCUAUUAUUGAUAAAUUGCCAUCUUCUUGGGAAGAUACAAAGAACUCCUUGAAACAUAAAAAGGAGGAAAUGACCAUGGAACAAUUAGGUACUCAUCUUCUUUUUGAGGAGGGUAUCCGGGUUCAAGAUGGUGUUAAGGAGUCUAAUGUCAAUGACAAGAUUACUCCUGGUUCUUCUAUCAACAUGGUGGAAGAAGGGCAGUCUAGUUGGACUAAAAAGUUCAACAAAAGGCCAUAUAAAUCUAACAACAAAAGUGUUGCAAACAAAAAGGAUAAAAAGACAAAAUCUGUUUCUUGUUGGAAAUGUAACGGUCCUCAUUUCAAGAGGGAUUGUCCAACCUUCAAAAACAAGAAGGCUAGCAAGGGUCAACAUAACAAUGUUGACAAGAACCAAGGUAUGGUUGUUGCACAUUAUGCUACAAAUAUAGAAAUGAAUUUUCUGGCUAUGAUUUCUGAAAUCAAUGUUGUGCAAGUUGAUGACUCUUGGUGGAUUGAUACGGGAGCCUCUAGACAUGUGUGCAAAGAUAGGAAUUAUUUCAAGUCUUUUGAAGAUUUGGAGGAUGGUCCAAUUUUGUACAUGGGGAAUGAUUCUAUGGUCAAGGCUAAAGGAAUAGGCCAAAUAGAAUUAUUGCUAACAUCUGGAAAAACUCUAACUCUUAGGGAUGUAGUUUUUGUACCAGAAGUUAGAAAAAACUUAAUGUCUGGAGGUGUAUUAAGUAAGGGUGGAAAUAAGAAAUAUAUUGUAACUUUUAUUGAUGCUUAUUCAAGAUGGUGUUACAUUUAUUUGUUAUCUUCUAAAGAUGAAGCUCUUGAUAAGUUUAAGAUCUUUAAAAUCGAAGUUGAAUUGCAAACUAAUAAAAAAGUCAAGAAACUUCGAACGGAUAGGGGUGGAGAGUAUUAUGAUCCAAGUUAUUUUCAGUCUAUUGGUAUAAUCCAUGAAAUUACCGCACCAUAUUCUCCUCAAAGUAAUGGGGUUUCGGAAAGAAAGAAUAGGGUUCUAAAAGAAAUGGUUAAUUCCAUGCUUUCUAAUUCGGGUCUUAGUGACGGUUUUUGGGGUGAAGCUAUGUUGACAGCUUGUUAUGUCUUGAAUAGAGUUCCUAACAAAAGGAAUAAGACUACCCCAUAUGAAUUUUGGCACAAACGGAAGCCUAAUCUCAAUUAUCUUAAGGUAUGGGGAUGUAGGGCUAUCGUUAAAGUGACGGAACCCAAAAGGAAAACUUUGGGUGAAAAGGGAAUUGAUUGCGUCUUUAUAGGCUAUGCUGAACAUAGCAAAGCCUAUAGGUUUUAUGUCAUUGAGUCUAAUGACUAUGUCUCUACACACACCGUGGUAGAGGUCAAGGGAUGUAAUUUUUGA